Molecule: messenger RNA, 525 nt
Organism: Papaver somniferum (opium poppy)
Lineage: Eukaryota; Viridiplantae; Streptophyta; Magnoliopsida; Ranunculales; Papaveraceae
Product: (S)-ureidoglycine aminohydrolase-like
Exons: 5
Coding region: 1-525 (174 amino acids)
Molecular function (GO): ureidoglycine aminohydrolase activity
Source: RefSeq, a predicted model, not a curated record
AUGUAUAGAGCUUCGAUAAAGGUUGUAAGAGAAGCAGAGCUUCCUCUUGUGUUUAUUCAUCUGUGGGCCUGUUGCUAUGUUUUGCUAAGAUUUGCAGUCGGUAGUGAACAAAGAUUCUGUUCAGCUCCUCCUUCUGAGGUGGAAGACAACUCCAUUAAAUCACAGUAUUGGAAAGUCACUAAUCCAACUCUUUCUCCUCUACAUCUUCAAGAUUUACCAGGUUUUACUCGCAGUGUGUAUAAAAGAGAUCAUGCUCUUAUUACACCAGAAAGUCAUGUAUUUAGCCCUCUUCCUGAAUGGAAAAAUACAUUGGGAGCAUAUUUAGUUACGCCAGCAAUGGGGGCACAUUUCGUAAUGUACCUGGCUAAGAUGGAAGGUAUGAUAAUUUUUGUUGAAAUUUUUCAUGUUUUUGUUUUGCAGGAGAUUGAUUUUUUAAUUUUGUGGUUGCACUGCUUUCAAGUUCCGCACCACCCCCGAAAGAUGUUGAAAGGUUCAUUUUCGUGGUGGAAGGAAUUGUUACACUGA